CAGGCGGCCGCCGUCAUCGGCAUCACCAUCACCGAGACCUAUCGCCGGAGAGCCACCGAAUCCACCGCAUCGGAGAGAGUAGAGGUUAGCAUUAGGCGGAGGUCAAGAUGGUGUGCAUCCGGCAGGCGACCAUCGACGACCUGCUGGCGAUGCAGGCGUGCAACCUGAUGUGCCUGCCGGAGAACUACCAGAUGAAGUACUACCUCUACCACAUGCUGUCGUGGCCGCAGCUCCUCUUCGUCGCCGAGGACUACGGCGGCCGCAUCGUGGGCUACGUGCUCGCCAAGAUGGAGGAGGACCCCUCCGAGCCCUGCCACGGCCACAUCACCUCCCUGGCGGUCCUCCGCUCUCACCGCAAGCUCGGUCUCGCCACCAAGCUCAUGUCCGCCGCGCAGGCCGCCAUGGACCAGGUCUUCGGUGCCGAGUACGUCUCCCUCCACGUCCGCCGAUCCAACCGCGCCGCCUUCAACCUCUACACCUCCACCCUCGGGUACCAGAUCCACGACAUCGAGGCCAAGUACUACGCCGAUGGGGAGGACGCGUACGAUAUGCGCAAGCCUCUCCGGCAGCCGCAGCCGAAGAAGCAUCACCAUCACCACCACCACCACCACGGCCCCGGUGGGUGCUGCUCGCACGACGCACCUGCGGCGGCAACUGGUUCUCAGUCUUCUAGUUCGCCGGAUAAGAAGGCUAACACUUGACGGAGGACUCAUAUCUACAGAGAGGAGUCGCCAAGCUCAUUUGAAUUUCUAUAAGCAUCUUUUCUCUCACCGGAAGAUAAAAGAUUGUAGCGUUCUUUUCCUAAUAGGAUGGAAAAGAUCUGUACUGUGAUUAUUUGUGUACUUUCUUGGUCCAUUCCUCAAAUCGUCUGACCUAAUCUUUGUAAUCAGUGAGAAUGGCAAGCAAAUAUACUUUGACAUUGUAUUGUCUGUAAAAACAUGUGCUCCACCGUGGUUCUCACAGUUUAUUUGAUUAGUCAUCCCUGACAAUUUGGUCAGAUUUUAUACAGCAAGAUAUAAUACAAGUUGGAACCUGAGAUGCUGUUGUUUUAUUA
Molecule: messenger RNA, 1054 nt
Organism: Sorghum bicolor (sorghum)
Lineage: Eukaryota; Viridiplantae; Streptophyta; Magnoliopsida; Poales; Poaceae
Product: N-terminal acetyltransferase A complex catalytic subunit NAA10
Exons: 2
Coding region: 108-701 (197 amino acids)
Biological process (GO): N-terminal peptidyl-glutamic acid acetylation
Cellular component (GO): NatA complex
Molecular function (GO): protein-N-terminal-glutamate acetyltransferase activity; protein N-terminal-serine acetyltransferase activity
Source: RefSeq, a predicted model, not a curated record